Sorghum bicolor (sorghum) is the source of this 3158-nucleotide messenger RNA. RefSeq lists its product as uncharacterized. Lineage: Eukaryota; Viridiplantae; Streptophyta; Magnoliopsida; Poales; Poaceae. The transcript has 10 exons. The record is from RefSeq and is a predicted model, not a curated record. Gene Ontology annotation, molecular function: protein binding. The coding region runs from base 1 to 2931 and encodes 976 amino acids.
AUGGGCCGCAAGAGCAAGAAGGGCGGCGGGACCAGGAAGCCGCCCCGCCCCGCGGCGGGGUGUGCGGCGCCGUCGCCGCCGACCAACGCGGACUGGGAGGACUCCACCGCCGCCUUCCGGAAGGAGGCCGAGUCCGCGAUCCGCACCCAGUCCCGGUCCCACUCCCAUGACCACGACGGCUGCGCCGCCGCGGCGGCGGCGGCCCGCCUCGCGGAGCGCCACCCGGCGUCGCCGCUGGCGCACCACAUCCUCGGCCACGCGCGUGCCUCGGUCGAGGCGCGCGCGGGCGACGCGGUCCCGCCGCUCCGCCGCGCUGCCGAGCUCGCCCCGCGGUGCCCCGGGAUCGCCGCCACGCUCGCCUCCGCGCUCCUCUACGCGCGCCGGCCCGGAGAGGCUCUCGCGGAGUGCGCGCGCGCGCUCGACGUCGCGGACCCUACCGACCCGGCCCUGCACGCCGCCGACGCCUCCGCUGGCGCCUCCCGCCGCGCCGCCCUCGUGGCAACAACGAGCCCCCAGGCGCGCGUCGCGGUGGCACGGGAGCGGCUCCUCGGGGUCCGCGCCGACGCGGAGGCACUCGUGGCCACGGGGGCCCGCCGCGCCACCGCGCCACCGCCACCCGUGUCGAUGCCGACGAUGAAGCCACCUUGCUGUUGUCGCCACGCCACCAUGCGGAAGGCGGUGACCGACCACGACCUGCGCGGCUUUCUCACGGUGAACCUCGACGACUUGAGGUCGUACUGCGACCAAACUGGCGGCGGCGGCGUGCAUCUGCUCACCCUCGCAGUGGAGUUUGCCAAGGCCACAAAGGCAUGGGCGUACUGGCUGUGCCCUGUGUGCGACAUGGUUUUCUCGGACGCAAACGCAUUCGUGGCACACGUCGAGGACGAGUACAUCGAUGAACUGCAAGAGCUGCAGCCGUUGAUGCCCAAAAGAGCAGCCUUGGAUCCCGAAGAGCUUGAGUUUUCCAUGAAGUGGACGCCAUUUGAGAUGGGAGAAGAAGACGCAGAGCGAAGAAGAAACUUGGACAAGAUCAAGGAUGUCUUUUCUGGUCUCAAUACAUUUAAGGCUCUCCCUGUUGGUCUUGUGGACAAGGUCAUCAAGUUUGCGAGGAGUAGGUCCAAGAAACCAUUGCCAUAUUCCAUUCCUUCCUGUGUCACCUCAUUGGACUCUAUGGAAAUUCAAAGACUCAAUAAACCAUUGGACCAGCUUUAUAAUCAUUUAUCCAGAGUCUGGGAAUUCGUGAGGAUUUUGGGUGAUGGAGGGAAGAACAAGGGAGGUCGUUCUGAUAUCAUAUCUCUGGUUCAAGAUGGGACCUUAUUAUCUUUGGACGCUGAGAAGAUUGCUUCAAGAACAAAGGAUGGUUCCUGCAAGGAGGAUGCAUUGUUUAGAUGGCUGUUAAAUUCCCUGGAAGAGGUUGCGAUGCCAUGGGCUAGCUUGAGGCAGAAGUGUGUCCAUCAUGGAAACGGAGUCCUGGAAAAGAUUUAUGGAAUAUCAGCUUUAUUGCUGAGACAAUUUGAUAUGAAGUGUGCUGCAAAGAAGAAAAAUCAUAGGGAUUAUUCCCUUACGGAGGAAGAUUCUAUAGAUGUUGAGAUGUUGCUACUGGAUAAUGAAGUGGACUAUUUAAAGGGCAAGCUCGUGGAAGUUUGUGCAUUUGAUUACGGUGCUGCCAUUUUGCCUCUUAUUAGGGCUUAUAUAUGGGAUAAGUUGAAUAAUUCUACUGGACAAGACUCACAGGAUGUGGGUGAUAUAAAUGCUGUCAAUAAUGGAGAUGGUUUAGAUAAUCUGCCUGAGGAAUCUUUGUUCGAAGACAAAAUUCCAGACACUGAUUCAGACAUGCGUUUUACUAUCAGCAGGAUAGAUGAAUGUGAAAACUCCUCACUCUCGCAAUCCGAUAGCUCGAAUUUUUCUACCUUGGAAGCUGAAAGUUCUUCCAUAGACAGUGGAGUAGGUUCUGUGCUUCACUUCACUGCCGAGGUUCUGCUGUUUUUGAAUGUGACUCUGCGGGCAUUGUGGCAUUUGAUGGAGUUCCAUGAUAGGUUCCUGGAUAUACCACUUGUACUGCCUCAUCUUACUGCUGAGGUCCACUGCAUUAUCUGUCUUUUGCGAAAAACAUUCAAAGCAUGGGACAACGAGAAAGACUAUGGAGUCACUACUUUUCCACAUGAUGUAGGAACUGCUUUCAGUGAUAUUUUGAACGAACAUAAUAUUUUUGGGAAGGAAGGUAUAAACAUUGCAUCAGAAAUUAUAUCAACAAUCUUGGAGACUUUGCAUAAGUCACAUACUUAUUCGCAUUUUUACAAUGCAAAUAUUGAACACCGACUAAUAAGCACAUCAAGAGGCUUCGAUCUUGUAUGUGUAGCACAUAAUGUUUUUGGUUUGCCCAUUAGAGAACAAAAGAAAUGCAUCUGUCUGAACAAAUCCUCUGAAGAAAAGGAGUACAUUACAUUUUUCCACAGUGUUGAUGUCAGUGCAAUUCCAACAGUGGAGAAGAAAUCGCUCGGUCAGCUCCUGAGAGAUGCGAACAAGCAGUUUCAGUUUGCCACUGAGAACUGCCAAUGUGAGAACAAGACUAAGCGUUCUCUUCUAUCCGAGCCUCCUAUUUUUGCUAUUGUUUUUAACUGGCCGAUUGACAAGCAUUGCCACAUUGACAUGUCAGAAGUGCUGAUAAACAUAACCACUCCAUUGCGGUUUGAUACACUUUAUGAUGAAGUCCUUCCUCCAGAAGAUUAUACUCUGGCUACAGCCAUAUGCUGUCUUGAGGAGGAAUAUGUCUGCUUUGCUCGGAAAGAGGAGAAAUGGAUCAUAUAUGGAAGCCAGACAGUAGAGUUUGCAGAUUCGUGGGAGUGUUUACUCCAUCGGUAUCGGCAUAGGAGUCUCCGGCCCCAAAUACUUUUCUUCGACCGUGUUAGAUCAGAUAGCAGUAUCCAUUGAUAGUUGCAGAUUCAGUUACUUUCUCAUUUGAUUAGUGGUAGCAUUCACAUGGAUAGACGCACAACUCAUAUGUGGCCACAGCCGUUUGUACAUCCUUGUCUAGUCCUACUACUAAAUCUUUAAGGGCCAUUUGGCUGAAACUCAAGCUCAGAUUUUCAGUCUUUAGAGCUCAUUUUCUUGAUAAGUUGCCAAGUUGUAUAUAAGAAGUGAAGCGAGCAUUUCCAACA